AUGGCGAUUCAAAAAAAGCACGGCAAAGGCCGUUUGGACAAGUGGUACAAACUUGCCAAAGAAAAAGGCUACCGUGCUCGUGCCGCCUUCAAGUUGAUUCAGUUGAACAAGAAGUAUGGAUUCUUGGAAAAGAGCAAAGUCUUGCUGGAUCUUUGCGCUGCGCCAGGUUCAUGGUGUCAAGUUGCAGCAGAGGUUAUGCCAGUCAACAGUUUGAUUGUUGGAGUCGACCUGGCGCCCAUCAAGCCCAUUCCUAGAGUCAUCACCUUCCAGAGCGAUAUCACUACAGACAAGUGUCGUGCUACCAUCCGCCAACACUUCAAGACUUGGAAGGCAGAUACGGUUUUGCACGAUGGUGCUCCCAAUGUUGGUACUGCUUGGGCUCAGGAUUCUUUCAACCAAGCAGAACUCGCACUUCAGUCCAUGAAACUCGCGACUGAAUUUCUUGCCGAAGGAGGAACUUUUGUGACCAAGGUCUUCAGAUCCAAAGAUUACAACCCGCUCCUAUGGGUGCUGAAUCAAUUGUUCACUAAAGUCGAAGCCACUAAACCCCCCUCGUCUCGAAACGUCUCGGCCGAAAUUUUCGUCGUUUGUCGCGGAUACAAAGCACCCAAGCAUAUCGAUCCUCGCUUCUUGGACCCGAGAUCAGUCUUUGCAGAGCUUUCCGGCGCCACCCCAAACAAUGAAGCCAAGGUCUAUAAUCCAGAGUUCAAAGAAAUUGCGGCAAGCAGUUUCAUCCAGACAAAUGAUCCCAUAGCCAUUCUUGGUUCCUACAACAAGCUCUCCUUUACUCAGGCGCCCAAUGGCGACAUUGCGCUUGCUGCUCUGGAUAAGCUGCCCGAGACUACUGCGGAGAUUCGGGAAUGCUGUGCCGAUUUGAAAGUUCUUGGGCGCAAGGAAUUCAAACUUCUUCUCAAAUGGAGAUUGAGGGUGCGAGAAAUCUUUGGCCUCUCACAGAAAAAGUCAGCAGAUACUGCUGAAGCCGAGGAAGUGGCUGGGGUAGAAUCAAUGGACGAGGAGUUGCGAAUACAAGAAGAACUACAAGCCCUGAAGGACACAGAGAAUUCCAAGAGGAAACGAGAGAGGCGCAAGGAGAAUGAACAAAAGCGCAAAGAGAUCAUUAGGAUGCAGCUGAAUAUGAUGGCGCCUAUGGAUAUUGGUAUGGAAGAAUCGGGACCGCUGGGAGAGGGAGCCAUGUUUUCUCUAAAGACUAUUGACAAGACUGGUGGCAUGAACCGUUUCUCCCGGGGCAAAAUGGCCGUAUCAAAUUCGAAAGACUCAAAAGAUGUCGACCAAGGUAUCUCCACAGAGCCAGUUGAGAGCGACAGCGAAGAAGACGGGCUGGAGACUGAGCUCGAUGCCAUGUACGAACAAUUCAGAGAGCGCAAACUGGAAGCGGACACCAAGUACCGGGCCAAAAAGGCAAGAAAGGAGCACAAAGAUGACGAGUGGGAGGGUCUUUCAGCAGGUGAAGAGGCAGAGAGUGACGCAAGCGAGCUGGAGGAAGAUGACGACUCAUCCGAUGACGAUGAAGACGGUUCACUACCUACAAACGGAUUCUUAACGGAUUUAGAUGGCCAGACAGGGGAGACUCAAGACGGCUUAUCCAAAAAGGCAUCCGCUUUCUUCAGCCAGGAUAUCUUCAAAGAGAUAACUGGAGGCUCUCUUCUUGGGGGAGAGGAUGAUGUGACGAUUGAGGCAUCCAGUACGACUACGCGCUCACAAGUGCUGCCCACGCGGACAGCAACACAAAAAGCAUCUCUGAAUGAACAGGAAGAUGAUUCAGAGAAUGACGGUGGGUUCGAGGUCGUUAAGGUGGAUGAUGAUGACAAUUGGGAAGACGAAGAGAGGCGACGAGCAGAUGGAAGACCUGACAUUGAUAUCAUCACGGCCGAAGCAAUGACUCUAGCACACCAACUGGCCACGGGACAGAAGACAACCCACGAUGCUAUCGACGAUGGUUUCAAUAAGCGCGCAUUUCGCGACAGGGAUGGAUUGCCCGAGUGGUUCAUUGAUGACGAGGGUAAACACGACAAGGCCCUGAAGCCAAUAUCAAAGGCAGCAGCCAAUGCCAUCAAGGAGAAACUAAGAGCCUUCAACGCCCGACCGAUCAAGAAGGUUCGAGAAGCAAAGGCACGAAAGAAAUUCAAGACGGCCCAGAAGCUGGAGAAGCUGAAGAAGAAGUCAGACAUGCUUGCUGCUGAUGAAGGCAUGACGGAGAAGGAAAAGGCGGAGAGCAUAUCCAAGCUUAUUAGCAGGGCGAACCGUCAAAAGCCUCGACAGCCAGCCAAGCUCGUUGUUGCCAGGGGAUUAAACAAGGGUAUCCAGGGCCGACCAAAGGGUGUCAAGGGACGGUACAGAAUUGUUGAUGCCAGGAUGAAGAAGGAGCUGCGAGCACAAAAGAGAAUUGCAAAGAGGAAGAAAUAA
This is a messenger RNA of Trichoderma breve, 2424 nucleotides long. Its product is annotated as ftsJ-like methyltransferase domain-containing protein. The record is from RefSeq and is a predicted model, not a curated record. Bases 1 to 2424 code for a protein of 807 amino acids. The transcript is spliced from 4 exons. Gene Ontology annotation, cellular component: nucleolus; preribosome, large subunit precursor; nucleus. Gene Ontology annotation, molecular function: rRNA (guanine) methyltransferase activity; rRNA (uridine-2'-O-ribose)-methyltransferase activity. NCBI's taxonomy places the organism in Eukaryota, Fungi, Ascomycota, Sordariomycetes, Hypocreales, Hypocreaceae. Gene Ontology annotation, biological process: maturation of 5.8S rRNA from tricistronic rRNA transcript (SSU-rRNA, 5.8S rRNA, LSU-rRNA); maturation of LSU-rRNA from tricistronic rRNA transcript (SSU-rRNA, 5.8S rRNA, LSU-rRNA); rRNA methylation.